Molecule: messenger RNA, 808 nt
Organism: Saccostrea echinata
Lineage: Eukaryota; Metazoa; Mollusca; Bivalvia; Ostreida; Ostreidae
Product: partner of Y14 and mago-like
Exons: 3
Coding region: 63-656 (197 amino acids)
Biological process (GO): exon-exon junction complex disassembly
Cellular component (GO): exon-exon junction complex; cytoplasm
Molecular function (GO): RNA binding
Source: RefSeq, a predicted model, not a curated record
UUCGAAUUUCUUCAAACCUUACCUUCAACCUGAGUUACUAGUGAAAAUAUUAACCCCUUCUCAUGGAUUUUGUUCCUGAGCGAGAAGGUGUUGUUAAAGAUGAGAAGACAGGUGAGCUUUAUAUCCCUGCCACACGUCGACCUGAUGGAACAUGGAGAAAGCCCAGAAAAGUUAAAGAUGGAUAUGUUCCCCAGGAGGAAGUUCCUGUAUAUGAAAAUCGGGGAGUGCAGUGGAUGAAGAGUCGACCAACCCUGCCACCCGGUCUAAACCCAGAUGAUGUGGAGGCAACAAAAAAAUCCGAUAGCCAACCCAUGUCAAAGUCUGCUAAAAAGAAUGCCAAGCGGAAAGAAAAGAAAAAACAGCAGCAGGAAUCUGGCACAGCAGGGAGGGGGGAAAGUGUGGAUAACGUAACUCAGACUCUGGCAGCUUCUAAAAUUUCUGAAGAUUCUCAGAAGCAGGCCCCACCAAGUGAUAAAGCAGCUAUAGAAAAGAAACUUAGGAACUUGAGAAAGAAAUUAAAACAAGUGGAUGACUUAAAAGCUAAAAUUGACUCAGGUGAACUAAAAAGUCCUGAAAAAGAGCAGCUUGCAAAGGUAGCAAAGAGACAAGAAUUAGUGGAUGAGAUUGAAGACUUGGAGUUAGAUUUAGAAGACUGAUUCUGCAGUGAACAUAGUGAUUGUAAAUUUUAUCAAAAUGAAUUUCAACAUGUACAUGUUGUAGGUAAAUUUAAAGUACAUGUAUAAAUAAGACUUUAUGAAUUAAUUAUGGAACAUUUUCUCAAAGGUCCAUCAUGUUUUUUUUUUUUAAA